AUGGCGGCCCCGCAAGACGAUGAGGAGAUCAGAGGGAGGAUGCAGCAGGCGCCGCUCGCCUCGCAGAGGGCAAAGGAUCAGGGUCAGUCGCAGCAGGGCAGGGUCGCGAAGUGGUUCCCGCUGGGCGCAAAGGAGGGGUUCAGUCAAUGGUGGGCAGGCACAUCGCCCAUGGCCACCGAGCACCGCGUCCUUUCCUUUAUCCCAUACCUCCAGAAACCGCCGACCCAGACGCAGUCCGGCUCAGCUCCUGCGUCCGCCAUGCCCUCUGCUGUCGACUUAACUGCUCCACCGAGAAACCCGGAAGCCCACGCUACAACAUCGACUCUGACCGAUCCGUACGGCCCGCGACAAUGGAACUCGGAAAUGGUGGCACUGAGCGGUAAAGACCGCGCAUUGAAUGAGUUUUCUGUGCAGCGACUGGGCGAAGACGUGGAGAACAAUCUGGUGAUGCUUCACGGAUAUGGCGCGGGGCUGGGCUUCUUCUACCGCAACUACGAAGCGUUAUCACGGGCGGAGGGCUGGAAGGUCUACUCGCUGGAUCUGCUAGGCAUGGGCAGGAGUAGUCGGCCUGCGUUCAAGAUCCAUGCAAAAGACAAGGAGGGCAAGAUCACCGAAGCUGAGAACUGGUUCAUUGAUGCGCUGGAGGAGUGGCGCAUCAAGCGAGGACUGGAACGAUUCACGCUUCUAGGGCACAGCCUGGGUGGCUAUCUUGCCACCGCCUAUGCACUCAAGUACCCAGGCCGCUUGAACAAGCUGAUUCUCGCCUCGCCAGUCGGAAUACCUGAAGAUCCAUACGCAGUGAACGAAGCCAUGCCUGAACCACAGGAAUCUACCAUGGGGAACGAGUUCACUCAAGAUGCUGCUACCACGACCACAGACAACAAUAACUUCAUGAAACAACGCGACAGCGGCAAGGAUACAACAGACACACAGAAGGAGCCACCACGCCGGCGCUUGCCCGGUUGGGUUUCGUAUGUAUGGGAAGCCAACGUCAUUUCACCGUUUUCUCUUGUGCGCUGGAGUGGACCUCUGGGCCCGCGUCUCGUGUCAGGCUGGACGACGCGUCGAUUCUCGCAUCUACCGGAAGAGGAGGCGCAGGCAUUGCACGACUACAGCUACUCCAUCUUCCGGCAGCGCGGCAGCUCAGAGUACGCACUCGGAUAUCUCCUCGCUCCCGGUGCGUUCGCAAGGAACCCACUCAUUCGACGGAUACAAGGUGUAGGGCGUCAAUGGAUUCAACCACACGACGGCGCGAUCGUGGAUGGCGAUGCUCCGCCAAAACCAUCUUCCACUUCACAACCCGCCCCUCCCGGUGCGGGACAACGCGAGAACGGCAUCCCAGUGGUCUUCAUGUACGGUGAAGUCGACUGGAUGGACGUUGCCGGUGGUUUCGCCUCGGAAGAGAAGAUUAAGCAAGAGCGCAUGCGCAUCCUUGAGAACGCAACGGCCGAAGAGCGCAAGAAGGACAACGGCGAAGCAAAGGUUGUCAUAAUUAACAAGGCGGGUCACCACGUGUACUUGGAUGGUUGGGAGCAGUUCAAUCGCGUUAUGCUAGAGGAAAUGGCCGAUGUGAAGCGGAGAGAAGCCAGGCGGUAG
Messenger RNA from Didymosphaeria variabile, 1596 nucleotides. RefSeq lists its product as uncharacterized. The record is from RefSeq and is a predicted model, not a curated record. Gene Ontology annotation, cellular component: mitochondrial inner membrane. NCBI's taxonomy places the organism in Eukaryota, Fungi, Ascomycota, Dothideomycetes, Pleosporales, Didymosphaeriaceae. Gene Ontology annotation, biological process: cardiolipin acyl-chain remodeling. Gene Ontology annotation, molecular function: A2-type glycerophospholipase activity. Bases 1 to 1596 code for a protein of 531 amino acids. The transcript has 2 exons.